AUGAUGACUCUACGUCCCCAAAUCCUGGCUGUAUAUGAACAAAAUAGAUUACUAAGAGCAGAUUCCCCAAAGGAAGGGGUAACCAUUCUAGGAAAAGAGAAAUUUAACCAUGAAGCUUCUCGUCAGAGCUUUAGAUGUUUUCCAUACCCAGAGAAAGCUGGACCCCGUGAGGCUGCAAGUCAGCUUUGGAAACUCUGCCUUCACUGGCUGAGGCCAGAGAUUCACACAAAGGAGCAGAUCCUGGAGCUCCUGGUGCUGGAGCAAUUCCUGACCAUCUUGCCCAGUGAGAUCAGGAUUUGGGUGAAGUCACAGCAUCCAGAGAAUAUUGAAGAGGUGGUCACUAUGGUGGAGGAUUUGACCCAAAUGCUUGAGGAAGAAGCUCUAUGUUCUCAGGAUUCUGUCCUUCCCCAAGAGGGAGACAGAGAAAGAGAAGGAAUGCUGACUGUAAUCCCAAUAAACAGAUCUCAGGAAUCGGUGACAUUCAAGGAUGUGGCUCCAGAUUUUACCUGGGAAGAGUGGACACAAUUGAGUCCUGUUGAACAGGCCCUCUGCAGGGAAGUGCUACUGGAAACUUACAGGAAUCUAGUUUUUCUUGGUCUAUCAACAACCUCCAAACCAGAUGUUAUCUCUCAGUUAGAGGAUGGAAAAGUACCGGGGAUGCUGGAUAGUGAAACCCCAAAAGGCACCUGUUCAUGUGAGUGA
Molecule: messenger RNA, 702 nt
Organism: Trichosurus vulpecula (common brushtail)
Lineage: Eukaryota; Metazoa; Chordata; Mammalia; Diprotodontia; Phalangeridae
Product: zinc finger protein 483-like
Exons: 4
Coding region: 1-702 (233 amino acids)
Biological process (GO): regulation of DNA-templated transcription
Source: RefSeq, a predicted model, not a curated record